Molecule: messenger RNA, 958 nt
Organism: Vicia villosa (hairy vetch)
Lineage: Eukaryota; Viridiplantae; Streptophyta; Magnoliopsida; Fabales; Fabaceae
Product: lectin beta-1 and beta-2 chains-like
Exons: 1
Coding region: 35-832 (265 amino acids)
Molecular function (GO): carbohydrate binding
Source: RefSeq, a predicted model, not a curated record
AUCAACAAUUGGAUUGAAGUAAACUCAGAACAACAUGGCUACCCAAACCUCAUUCUAUGUAAUAGUUCUAUCCAUUUCCUUAGCAACAUUCUUUUUCUUCAAGGUGAACUCAACUGAAACCACUUCCUUUUCCAUCACCAAGUUUGUAAGAGACCAACAAAACCUAAUCUUCCAAGGUGAUGCCUAUACCACAAAUGAGAAGUUGAUACUCACCGAAGCAGUAAAGACUGUUGCUGGCAGAGUUCUCUAUUCUGCACCUAUCCAUAUCUGGGAUAGCAAAACAGGCAACGUUGCUGAUUUUACAACUUCCUUCACUUUUGUCAUAGAUGCACCUAGAAUUUACAACAUUGCCGACGGGUUUACCUUCUUCAUCGCACCUGUUGAUACCAAGCCGCAAACUGGUGGUGGCUAUCUCGGAGUUUUCAAUAGCCAAGAUUAUGAUGUAACUAGUCAAACUGUUGCGGUCGAGUUUGACACGUUCUAUAAUACUGCCUGGGAUCCAAGCGACGGAGACAGACAUAUUGGAAUCAAUGUUAAUAGUAUCAAAUCCAUAAGUACUAAGCCGUGGGUUUUGCAGAAUCGCGAAGAGGCUAAUGUCAAGAUAAAUUUUGAUGCUGCUACUAAUGUUUUGAGUGUUUAUUUAACUUAUCCUAAUUCAGUUAGUUAUACACUUAGUGAAAUUGUGCCUUUAAAGAAUGCUGUUCCUGAGUGGGUAAGGGUUGGUUUCUCAGCUACAACUGGAGCAGAAUAUGCAGCACAUGAAAUUCUUUCAUGGUCUUUUCAUUCUGAGUUGAGUGGAACUUCAAAUUCUAACCAAGCUGCUGCUGCAUAGAUUGUGGCGUCUUAUCAUCAUGCAUGUCAUGUCAUGUGUGAUAGAUCCAAUUCUAUAAAUAAACUGCACAUGUAUAUGCAGUACUUGUAAUAUUAUUAUGUAUGUCAGUUGUCAUUGUAACGUCAC